AUGAUCAUACUCAUCAUCCUCUCCGCCACGCUGUUCUUCUGCUACAGCGUCGUACGUCUCUGCGUGAUUGUCUCGCGCGGCGACAGGACACGGAGGCGACGGCUGCCGGAGAUGAUGGGGCCGGGGGGCUACGUGGUGCCCCCGAAGCCCAUCCCCGUGGUGCUGGCGCGGGACGAGGAGGCCGCGGGCAUUGAGAGCGAGGCGGCCCAGAGCCGACCGCCGGCGUAUGGCCUAUGGAGAGAAAGCGUGCGCGUCGAUCCCAACCGGCUGUUCUGGCAGCGCAACGAGGCUGCGGAACCCGUGCCGCGGCGUCCAGACACGGCCGCCGGCCCGAGGCCCCCGUCGUAUGCCUCCGACGACGGCAUCUCGUACGUGGUUGAGGCCCGGCCGCGGUCUAUGGCGCCCCCGCCGCAGACGUACACUGUCUCUGGGGCGGGGGUGCCUCCCGUGCCGAGUGCUUGA
Molecule: messenger RNA, 462 nt
Organism: Metarhizium brunneum ARSEF 3297
Lineage: Eukaryota; Fungi; Ascomycota; Sordariomycetes; Hypocreales; Clavicipitaceae
Source: RefSeq, a predicted model, not a curated record